Messenger RNA from Chara braunii, 2444 nucleotides. The record is from the annotation of a GenBank genome assembly. Lineage: Eukaryota; Viridiplantae; Streptophyta; Charophyceae; Charales; Characeae.
GGUAGUGACCUCCAAGCAAAAGAAGGAAAAAAAGAGAGAACUCCCCGGGGAUGAAAGCGGAUAAAGCUACGAACCCGCCAACCAUAGAUAGUAGGGCAAGCCGCCUGCCGACCACACGAGCAGUCACGCGAGGAUGUGAGGGACUCUGGAGCCUUAGGGAAAGGGUGUUGGGAUGGUUCGACCCAGGAGGAACUGCAAAGACCAAGGAGGGACAGAAGGCCGGCAAGGAAGGGUCGGAUAGCUCCGAAGGCGGCCUUAGGAAGAUAGUAUCAUCCCUUGUGCGAGCACUGAACAAAAACCAGGGCUACCUAGCGGACGCUAAGAAAAAGUUGACGUUCGACGAGGCGAACAUCACGGAGUUCCUUAUCGAUUAUAAGAACCUAGUUGCGCCGCUGAAAUGGACCGAAGAAGAAAAGAUGGACCACCUAGGACAGCAUGUGUCACUGAGCCUAGGGCGGGACAUAAUGGCCAUUGUGGCCGCGAGCCGGUCUUGGAAGGAGACCCGGGAUGUGAUGAUGAGAAAAUAUCUGGCARCAGAGAAGAUGGCGACGGAGGCCGAUUUAGCGGCAGUCCAGAGGAAGAACUUCGCAACGUACAACGACUUCCUACGGGACACCGCAACGGACCUGGCCGAAAAGACGGUAGUGACUGAGACGUUGGCCUUGCUCAAGGAAGGGGAGGUCAUAGACCUGACCGGUAAGAUAGGCGACAAGGUAAAGAAGGAGAAUCAGGGGAUUGAAAGCCUACACGAACGGGUGCACGGAGUUGACUACAAAAUUGAGAGGGUGGAGAACGCGCUACUGGUUAUGCAGGCGCAAGUAUCCCGACCCGCCCUCUCUCCCCAGGAAGCCGUAGUUCCGCCAGGUGUAACCAAUCAAGGAUUCGGACGAAGAUAUCCUUCUAACGAGCAAUGCAAGUACUGCACCGCGAUGGGACAUUAUGUGUGCGCCUGUCCAAAGCUCAACCAUGAUAUAUUAAAAAGGAGAUGUACAAGGUCGUUAAAGGGAGAGAUAUUCGGACCGCAGGGAGAACGGGAGAAUUGGAACUCGCCAGGGGGGAUUAGGGUGAACCCGACUACUCGGCUAGGGACGAUCGGGAGAAGGAUUAUCCGUGACACCGUGAUGGAGGAGGUUGCUGGAAGCUCCUUACCCCAGGCAGAGCCUGAGGCCAGGGAACCAGAGAAAGUCUAUGGGAAGCCUAGGGAAGAGGAGCCUGCGGACAAGGUUACCGCUGCUAAGAAGAAGUUUCGGUAUCAAAUCCCGAUCUUAACCUUGCCUGAGAUCGACGACACCCUUAGCAAGUUACUAGGAACCAUGGUAUCGAUGUCAUUUCAGACCAUGCUGCAGGCUAGCCCUAGGUUGCUCAAAGGGCUUAGACAACUGUUGAAUCGGCGGCGAGUAGAAAUAGACAACCCCCAAUUACCAGAAGAAGAAAGGGAGGAGGAAGCUCCGCAAGAGGUUGCUAACCUUCAAAGGAGUCACGGGGAUCUGGAGGACCUUGAGAAAGCCUUUGCAGACAUCCGUUUGAGCUUGCCAGACCGAGAAGGUGGCGAAGUCAUGAGGGCACCUCCUGGGACAAAGUUCAGUUUCCAUGCGCUACCCGUAGGAAAAUUAAAGAUUCAGAUCGGGACUCAUCAUACCGACGCAUUAGUAGACGGGGGAGCAGAAGUCACUCUCAUAAGGAGAGAUUUCGCAACAAUCACAGACUGUACGGUAAAUAAGGAAGUAACGGGGAGCAUCCGGGGAGCCGGUGGGGAAAUUUCGUUCGCAGGGUAUGUCACGAAAUGUGCAAUCGAGGCAAGAAUCAGAGAGUCAAUCUGGUCGUUUCAACGGAUGACCGUAAUGGAGGAAAUGGAUCACGACGUUAUCCUUGGGAGGCCCUGGUGCGCAAACGUAGAAAUGAUAGGCAUGCAUUUGCACGAUGGCACGCACAUGGUAGAUAUAGAGGACCCGGUGGCCGGUCGGGGUGAGCUCCUCCGACUCCUUGGGACGGGAGGAGACCCUCCGAAGGGGAAGUUGGCAACGUGGUCUCCGUCGAUAGAAGAUAGCGCACGAAAAGGGGCUUUCGCGCGGAUGGAGGGCAUGAGAGAAAGGGUAGAAAUUAUGAUUGAGGAGGCGUUCAACAAGAAGGAAUGGAUCAAGAUGGGCCUGCCCCAGAAGAAGAGGAGGCAGNUACUCAGUUGAUCUCUCCCCUAUCUGCAUGUGUUUUCCACUAAGUUUAGCUUUUCAUUAGUGAACGAGGGGAGAAAGCGUGGUGGAGAGAGAGAGGGAGAGAGAGAGAGAGAGAGAGAGAGAGAGAGAGAGAGAGAGAGAGCGAGAGAGAGAGAGAGAGAGAGAGAGAGAGAGGGAGAGAGAAACAGAGAGAGAGAGAGAAAGAGAAAGAGAGGGAGGGAGAAGGAGAGAGAGAGAAGGGAUUUUUAAUCCUAAUCAAGUCAUCACCCGUAG